AUGUGCCAAACCCGCACAAUCAGCUACACCUGCUCCCACUUCUGCACUUUCCGCCUCUCGAAGUGCCACGCCCAUUACCUUGCUCCUAGCUCGUCUACCAAGAACAAAAAGUCUUCUCGCGAGGAACGAAAGCCUUCUUGUUCUGGACAUGCAGCUAUCACGAUCUACUCUCAGCAAGAAUGUGGGCCGUGCAGUAAGGAGAGAGUGACCAAGGCCCUCGACGAGAAAGUUGCGGCGCUGGUCUUGAUGACUUCUUGCGGCGAGCAGGAGUAUGGUUGCGAUGGAACCGAGGACGAGGGUGAAGCUGAUGAGUGUAGGGAUACAGAAUUGGUGAGGCUUCAAGAAGAACGGGAUCGAAGGCUCUUCGUUCUUGAUAAGGAGUUUCCGGACUGGAGGUAUAAGAAGAAUACUGUGAAGCCUGAGAAGGGAUUUGUGGGAGCUUCUUCAUGUUCUCCUGAGCUUUCUUGGAGCCCCGUCGGAUCUACACCUUCACAACGACCACAAAAGCGUCCACCAAGUAAACUGAGAACAGAGGUCCUACCAGAAGACAUCGCUCUCCCAUUUGUUCCGGACGAGACAUACUCCUCUCACGACGCCGAUUGGGGCUGGGCAGAUUCAUCCUCGGGAAAGUGGCCGAGUCUAGCAGACGAAAUCGCAGAAAAUGAGGCCGCCAGAGAAGCAGCUAGUAUCACUGUCUCGUGGGGUCCUUGGGCUGGACAGAAGAGUCCAGAAGAGGAAGCGCUGUAUCAGUCAUGGUCAGCGGAUCAAGCGGUCAAGGAGACCAAGAGCAGAGCUGAAAUCAAAGAGGCUGGCACCACCGAAGAUAACUCCGACUUCCGAGUCGAAGAUCGUACCAAUCAAUCGCCCACUUGUGAUUCGAACCCGGAAAAGGGAGGCGUAAAUACAAUCGAUGAGAAAGUUGAGCAGGAUCCUGGGAAAGAUUGGGAGGAGAGAAGUUUCGACGUAUUGGAUACUCUGCUUGCGGUGCAUUGA
This is a messenger RNA of Cercospora beticola, 993 nucleotides long. RefSeq lists its product as uncharacterized. Lineage: Eukaryota; Fungi; Ascomycota; Dothideomycetes; Mycosphaerellales; Mycosphaerellaceae. The record is from RefSeq and is a predicted model, not a curated record.